This is a messenger RNA of Prorocentrum cordatum, 1898 nucleotides long. The record is from the annotation of a GenBank genome assembly. Lineage: Eukaryota; Dinophyceae; Prorocentrales; Prorocentraceae.
GAGGGUGCGGCAGGGAGGCCCCCAUGUCCACCUACAACCCGCAGAAUCGGGUCGACGCGGUCGCGGCCGCGCUCAAGGGCAUCGGGGCGAAUGGCAUGCCUGGCACCUGCGUUCGCGCUUGGCACGGCGAACCCCAUCACCGAGCGGGUGCCCCUUGUCAUCACGUGAUACACUUUGGCGGGACUUGCUCGGCCAUGGUGAACAAGGCGUGCGGGUGCUCGAUCUUCUGGUCGAAGUUCUAUGCGAUGAACGUCAGGAGGAUCAUCCCGCCGCCUGGCGGCCUUCGUGGCAGAAGGGGCAUAGUCUACGGGGAGUCGGGCCCGCCGCGACGGUCCCGCCCAGGGGAGGUCAAGCUCUGGAAGACCACGAGCACGCGCCUCACCGCCUGGGCCCGCGACGAGUUCCUCCCAGUGCCCAGCCGCUCCACACCUGGGAUUAUUGGCCAGACGUACCACGAGCUGCACAAGCGGAUGAAGCUGACGGCGGUCAACACGCAGUGGGACACGGGCCACACGUUCUUAGGCUCGAGCGGGGCGUCCUCACUGAUCGAUUACGUGUGCCUCCCGCAGUCUGCCGCCGAGGGCGUGGACCAGGAGGUGGCGAUCACCAGCGGCACGGAGGGCUUCACGGGCGACACCUCCGAGCCCGAAUUCUUCAUGAGCAACUACCACAUCGCGGCCCUGAGGGGGGCCCUCGUGGACCAGGCGGCCACCAGCGAGGCGAUGCUUAUCAACUUCGGCGACAGCCCGCCCAUGAUGGACGCGAGCCUGGGGUGCAUCAGGGAUGACAUCUUCAAAACGCAGCUCGUUCCGCCCACCGCGCGCUCAGCCUUGGUGGAGGGGCGGGGCUACCAGCGGAACGAUGCAGGCCUUGGCACUGCGCUGGAUGCGUGGCAGCAGUACGGCCACACUCGAGCGAAGCUGGACGUGGUCGCCACGCUGGGUUUACGGCAGCGGGUCCUCCAGACUUUCCAGGCUCUUGCCAGCAGUGGGUGCCGAAGCGGCUACGAGCUCAAGCACCUGGCGGGCAGGUUCAACGCGGUGCACUCCAACGCGACGGAGUUGGCCAUGCGCCUGGCGGUGUUCAACGAGGGCGGGAUGAUAUUGCAGGGCUUCUGGCACUCCUCCACCCCCAAGCGCGCCAAGCGUCCCAUGAUCAUCAACUGGGUGUGGGGGGCGGCCGUGUCAGGCACCACGGCCUACUGCUGGACCGUCUCGGGGGCUCGCCAUUGUAGCAGUUCUUUGUCGCACUGGUUCUGGAGCCUCGUCCCGUCCAGGGUGGGCCACGUCGUGAGUGUCUUCUUCGGGGAAAUGAAGUGGGAGCUGAGUAGUGAAUAUAGAGGCCCACCUACGCAUGUGGAGUCUGGGCAGUUCAAUUCGGCUGCUGUUAUUCAUCCUUGGGCGCGUCAGUUGCAACGCGAUCUUGAGGCCCUCCGCGACCACCCAGAGGCGGAAUUCUCCUUUCUGGCCUGGGCGAGCCGUACGCUGAGGGACUUGCGGUGGGACGAGGAGGUGAACGGCCUCUUUGUCUCCCUCGAUUUAAGGCCCGCCGACAGCGACAGUCGCAAGAGCUUGAAGGACGGCACGGGCGCGAUCCUGGAGGACAAGUCGCUUGUGUUCAAGGCGAUGCAGCAGGAGAGCCAGGACUUCGUGCAGGUGGCGAACCAGAAGCGCGCGGAGGUCAGUAGGCUGAUGGACCAGGCCAAGGAGCCGAAGGACACGGUUGGGGCAGCAGCCCACCAGGUCGACAAGGAGGCCGACAAGACGAUGGAUGGACCUCGCAACCUGGGCCCCCCCGCGCCCGCGGUCUUCUGCGCCAUGAUCGAGGCGAUGGCGGAUGAGGAGAUCGGCAAGAGGCCCAAUGACGUCCAGGUCGCGCGGCUGGCCGAGAUGGAGGAG